GGGUGUAACCGUGAUUCCUUCCAUAGUUCCAUUCCGCCACCGAUCGAACAGACCUCACCUCGCCCUUCCCCGCCGCCGCCGCCGCCGCCGCCGUUUCCUCCUCCUUGCGAGUCCUAACCUCCCCACUACGGAACGCGGUCCGAUCCAGAUCGGAGGUAGUCCCCACUUCCCCCGCUUCUUCGCAUCACAAGCGGCCCCAGACGCCUCGCCGGAUCGGAUCUCGCGCGGCGUCGGUGCCGGAGCCGGAGAUGGUGUCGUCGUCGUCGUCGGAUGCGGCCGCUGCCGCGCUGGAGCUGCAGGAGUCCGGGUGGGAGGAGCUGCGGCGGGAGGCGCGCAAGCUGGAGGGCGACCUCGACGUGAAGCUCUCCUCCUACGCGCGCCUCGCAGCGCGCUCCUCCUCCUCCGCCGCAUCCGCCUCGGGCGCCGCCUCCCCCACCGCCGACCGCUCCUCUUGGAAGUCCAUGGAGUUCGAGAUCCAGUCGCUGCUAGGCAAGCUGCAGGACGUCAACGACGCCAUGAGCCGCUGCGCCGCCUCCAGCGCCAACACCACCUCCGUCUCCCAGAAGCUCGCGCGCCACCGCGACAUCCUCCACGAGUUCACGCAGGAGUUCAGGAGGACCAGGGGGAACCUGAGCUCCAUGAGGGAGCACGCCGAUUUACUCAGCUCCGUCAGAGACGACAUCACUGAGUCCAAGGCCACCGGUGGCAUGUCGCCAAGAGUGCAUUUGCUCAGGGAGCGAGCUUCCAUUCAUGGCAGCAUCAACCAGAUUGAUGAGGUAAUUGGCCAAGCUCAAAGCACAAGAGUAGCUCUUUCCAAUCAGAGGGCCUUGUUUGGAGAUAUUCAAGGAAAAGUCAAGCAGUUGGGUGAAAAGUUUCCGAUAAUCAGAGGUCUUCUUGGCGCCAUUAAGCGGAAGAAAUCAAAGGACACUAUAAUUCUUUCAGCAGUGAUCGCGGCCUGCACCAUCUUUUUGAUUAUUUACUGGCUUUCAAAAUGAUGGUAUCUCAACUGAAAGAAACUUCCUAGAUCUCCCUUCUUGGCCCGGAUUAGCCGAUAAUAUCUGAUAGUGUAUCAGCACCGAGAAAGAUGGAACGAGAGGCCAGUUUCCUCAGCUUUCAUUGAUUUUGUUCGACAUCUAUUGUACCUUGUAUCUGAGAUUCUGAGAUUCCACAUAUGUAGAGAAUUUUUGCUGGUUCAGUAAAUAUAUAUUACACAUACAUGGUAACAUUAAGCUGA
Molecule: messenger RNA, 1234 nt
Organism: Sorghum bicolor (sorghum)
Lineage: Eukaryota; Viridiplantae; Streptophyta; Magnoliopsida; Poales; Poaceae
Product: Golgi SNAP receptor complex member 1-2
Exons: 5
Coding region: 249-995 (248 amino acids)
Biological process (GO): vesicle fusion; endoplasmic reticulum to Golgi vesicle-mediated transport
Cellular component (GO): Golgi membrane; SNARE complex; cis-Golgi network
Molecular function (GO): SNAP receptor activity
Source: RefSeq, a predicted model, not a curated record